Molecule: messenger RNA, 2797 nt
Organism: Esox lucius (northern pike)
Lineage: Eukaryota; Metazoa; Chordata; Actinopteri; Esociformes; Esocidae
Gene: eefsec
Product: eukaryotic elongation factor, selenocysteine-tRNA-specific
Exons: 7
Coding region: 228-1976 (582 amino acids)
Biological process (GO): selenocysteine incorporation
Molecular function (GO): GTPase activity; translation elongation factor activity; GTP binding
Source: RefSeq, a predicted model, not a curated record
CUGAAAACGUUGGAGUAGUUUAGCAGCUGAUGUUAGCUAGGUAUAAUGUAAAAAAUUAUGAAUGCGUUGAUUAACCUUAGGAUGAAAAGGCAUUAACUUAUUCAGUGAAUGUUAGUUUAAUGUAAAGGUUGUGAAUAUUGUUACGUAAACUACAUUUCAAAGUCCAGCCACCCGCAAUAGUGUCCGAUUGAGGUUGCGACCCACAGCAGAUAGCUACAUUAUCAGUCAUGGCAGACUCGGGUAACAGCCACCCGAAAACACUAAAUUUUAACGUGGGGGUACUUGGGCAUGUCGACAGUGGGAAGACGUCCCUUGCCAGAGCACUCAGUAGCACAUCGUCCACAGCAGCAUUUGACAAAAACCCCCAGUCCCGAGAGAGAGGCAUCACGCUAGACCUCGGCUUCUCUUCCUUCACGGUGGACCUCCCCGAAAAACUGAGGGAGGACUCCAGGCACCACGGACACGAGAAUCUGCAAUUCACUCUGGUGGAUUGUCCUGGACACGCGUCGCUCAUACGCACAAUCAUUGGGGGGGCUCAGAUCAUAGAUCUGAUGAUGCUGGUGGUAGAUGUGGUGAAAGGCAUUCAGACCCAGACAGCUGAGUGUCUGUUGAUUGGAGAGCUGACCUGCCCCCGCAUGGUGGUCGUCCUCAAUAAGACUGACCUGCUGCCCCCCAACAAGAGACAAACUGCGGUCGACAAGAUGACCAAGAGACUGCACAAGACCUUGGAGAACACGAGAUUUAAAGACUGUCCUGUGAUUGCGGUUGCAGCAAAGCCUGGGGGUCCUGAGGCCCCUGAAACUGAGGAGCCACAGGGAGUGUCUGAUCUAAUAGAGCUGUUGAAGAGCCAGGCAUACCUCCCUCGCAGAGACCCAGGGGGUGACCUGCUUAUGGCCGUGGACCACUGCUUCUCCAUCCGUGGUCAGGGCACAGUCAUGACCGGAACUAUCCUGCAGGGGGCGCUGGCUGUCAAUGACACCGUGGAGAUCCCGGUGCUCAAGGUGACCAAGAAAGUCAAGUCAAUUCAGAUGUUCCGGCGGCCGGUGACUGGAGCCAUGCAAGGUGACCGCGUGGGCGUGUGCGUGACCCAGUUUGACCCCAAAUUGCUAGAACGGGGGGUGGUGUGUUCUCCGGGUUCUCUCCGUACCCUCCAGGCAGCCAUCAUCUCUGUGAGGAAGAUCGGCUACUUCAAGGGUUCCCUGGCCACCCGCGCCAAGUUCCACAUCACCGUGGGCCAUGAGACCGUCAUGGCCCGGGUGACCUUCUUCGGUCUGCCCCCCGAGGAGACCCUCCAAAGCCCCCAGCCGCCUGCCCCAGACGCCCGACCCCUGGACACACCCUUCUCUUUUGACCGGGAGUACUUCUACCAGGAUGAGUAUGUGAUUGGCCAGCGGGAGGCCCAAGGGGCUGGGCCAGACCCGGAGCAGUGGGCGCUGCUGGAGUUUGAGCGUCCGGUCACGUGUCCUGUGCUCUGCUUGGUGAUUGGUUCUAAGCUUGACACAGACAUCCAUGCCAACGCGUGCCGGCUGGCCUUCCAGGGGCGGCUGCUGGAGGGCUUCGAGGAGAAGAGCUACGCGGAAACGACACUACCCAGGCUACGAAUCUACAAAUCCAAACACAAGGAGGGCCAAGUUGAACGGGUGACAGAUGACUACACUGCGAUUGGAAGGAACCUGUUCAAGAAGGAGACCAACCUCCAGCUGUUUGCCGGGUUGAAGGUCACACUGUCGACCGGCGAGGCGGGGGUCAUCGAGGGCGGGUUCGGACAAAGUGGAAAGUUUAAGAUCCGGGUGCCAGACGGUCUCAGUCUUGAGACCAAGCAGCUCCUCGCCUCUACCAAGAAAAAAGGAAAGGGCGUUACUAAGGGGGACCCAGGCAAAGAGGAAGAAGCCAAGGCAGAGUCUCAGCCAAUCAGCAUCAACCUCCAAUUCAAGAGAUACAUCUUUGACCCAGACAAAAAGAUGGUCCAGUCCUGACCUGUGCAGAACCCACAAGAGGAUGAGAUGAGUGAUGUAGGCUUUAAAACAAAUAUAGUUAAACACUGAUUGUGAACAUAUUGCUCACUAUAUUUUAAAUGCAUUUUUCUGUGAUCGAUGAGUAAACUCUCCUGCCAAAUUAGAAGGCGGGUAAUCAGAGUGUUUCCCCUCCUACCACACCAGACCCUCUGUUGCACUGAUGAAGGAUAGACUGAGGACACUGGUUAAGGGGAUAUCCUUCAUUUGGGCUCCAUCAUCUCCACCCAGAUCAAUGAACCAGCGCGAAUGUCUAUCAUAAGGGUCUGCUCAGAAGUGAAAAGCACAGAAUGUCUGGGGAUGUGUCUCUUUGCCAGUGGCAGUAGUGGACACCUGGGUUCAUAGUGUCACAUUACUCCCAAGGGUUACCAAGAGUUACUUUUCUGAAAGAUACUCAAGUAUAACACAGCAAAUGUCCAUAUCUUGUCUUUCUGUUAUGCUCUGUCUUCUCCUCUAUCUACUUCUGUCUAUCCACUGUGCCUUAACGGGCAUAUCCAUGUUAGGUGGUGUUGCCAAAAGAAAUGAUCAUCUCUACACUUGUCUCACGUUGGGGGAAUGGUCACCUCUGAGUUUGGACCCAUUCACUCUUCUCAUGUGAUUUCAAUUUAAAUGUUUCUCUUUUAAUGACAUUUUCAUUUUUGGCUUGGUUCAUUUUUGGCAAGUCCAAGUGAAGCAGCCCUUCAUUUGGACUUGAUUUCCAGCUGGAAUGGGAGAAGUUAGUCUUGAGUUUUCAUUUGAAUAGUUGUGUAUUUCAGAGAAGGAAUAAAGCAAACACAUGCUCACUA